GUUUGUGUGCUGGCCGGAAGAGCCGAAGGUGUGGAUCUUCAUAUCGCGGGAUUUUUUCCAACUACGUACAAUCUCAGUGAAGGUGCCAUCGGUCGCGGAGUGGUUCCUGCCGUGAACCUUGCUCUCGAACACAUUAACAACGCCACCCAAUUUUUGCCAGGAUACACCCUCGCCAUCCAGUGGAACGACACUCAGUGUGAUCCUGCCGUUGGCAUGAAAUCCUUUUUCGAUAUGGUUCACAGUCAUCCCAAGAAAUUGGCACUUUUCGGGGCGGCUUGCAACGCUGUCACGGAUCCAAUCGCGAAGGCUUCUCAAUUUUUCGAAUUGGUUCAGUUGUCGUAUGCGGACACACAUCCAAUGUAUUCGGACGAAAACUACCCGAAUUUUUUCCGAGUAGUGCCAAGCGAGGCUGCGUUUAAUCCCGCGAUGGUCUCCCUGCUCAAACACUUCAACUGGACCCGCGUUGGGUCGUUGUACCAAACAAACCCGCGACAUUCUCUGCCACAGAACGCUCUCCACACCGAGCUCGAUAAAGAGAAGAUCACAAUCGACGAGAUAGGAGGCAUCGGUGAAGGCGAUGACCUCACAGACGAACUCAGCAAACUCCGAGACAUCGAUGUUCGGAUAAUCCUGGGCAACUUCGACGAAGAGUGGGCGCGCAAAGUGUUCUGCUCCGCGUAUCGUUCGAAGAUGUUCGGCCGCAAGUAUCAGUGGAUCAUCGCCGCCAUGUACAGACCAAAAUGGUGGGAGGUCAAGCAAUCCGAUGUAACUUGUAGUCCAGAGGAGUUGCAAGAGGCUAUUCAUGGUUACAUCGGGCUCGAUCUUCUUCCUCUCAGUACGAACGAGAAUAUAACCGUCUCCGGUUGGACUCCGAGCGAGUACGAAGCACAGUACAACAAGCUGCGUUACAAGGAAUACAGCCGCUUCCACGGCUACGCUUACGACGGUAUCUGGACCUUGGCACUCGCAGUGCACAACGUCAUCAAUAAGUUACGAGCCCAGGAAACACCGAAAAGUUUCACAAAAGUCACCGACUUCCAAUACCGGAACAGCACGUGGGGGAAACUAUUCCGCGAGGCCCUCAACGAAACGGAUUUCAUUGGAGUUACGGGUCCAGUGCGAUUUUUCAAGAACGAGCGGAAAGGUCAAGUGCUCAUAAAACAAUUCCAAAAGGGAUCCGGGGAGGUGAAAAUUGGAGAAUACGAUUGUUUGGAAGACCGGCUCGACCUCAAUAAAGGACAUAGCAUCAUUUGGAGAGAUGGGAGAACGCCACCCAAAGACCGGUCUCAAGAAGUCAUUGAAAGGACGCGAGUGAAUCCCACAAUGUACGCGGCCGUCAGUGUCACCUGCAUCGUGGGGAUCGUCCUGGCCACUGUCUUUCUUACCAUUAACAUCCGCUUCCGGAAUCAACGCUACAUCAAGAUGAGCAGUCCCUACCUCAAUAACCUUAUCAUUGUGGGCUGUAUGCUGACAUACACCUCGGUUAUCCUGCUCGGCAUGGACUCGGGAUUCACAUCCGUUGAGAACUUCCCCUACAUCUGUGCCGCGCGGGCCUGGGUGCUCAUGUCUGGAUUCACCUUGGCCUUCGGUGCUAUGUUCAGCAAAACAUGGAGAGUUCACGCUAUCUUCACCAAUAUCAAGCUCAACAAAAAAGUGAUCAAAGAUUAUAAACUGUUUAUGGUCGUUGGUGUAUUCCUGCUACUGGACAUUAUCAUAUUGACAACGUGGCAAAUCAUAGAUCCGUUCUAUAGGGACGUAAAAAGGGGAGAUCCAGUGACGUCAGACGACGACAUUGCGGUCAUACCGGAGAUGGAGUACUGCCAAAGUGAGCACAUGACUAUUUUCCUGGGCAUCGUCUACGGAUACAAAGGCCUACUCAUGAUCUUCGGCUGUUUCCUUGCCUGGGAGACGCGUCAUGUCUCGAUCCCCGCCCUCAACGAUUCCAAAUAUGUGGGCAUGAGUGUCUACAACGUGGUGAUCAUGUGCUCGAUUGGAGCCGCCAUUUCGUUUGUUCUGCGAGAUCACCAGGACGCUGCCUUCAUCAUCAUAUCAGUGUUCAUCAUAUUUUGCUCCACGACAACUCUUUGUCUAGUGUUCGUCCCCAAGUUGGUAGAACUUCGCCGAAAUCCCGCAGCCGGCGAGCAACGCGUUCGGGCCACCCUGAAGCCGUUAAAGAAAUCGAGGAGAGAUUCCGAUUCAGAUAGCAACGCGAACAACCGGAUCAAGCAGCUGCAAGAUGACAACGUCCGUUGCAGGACGCGUCUCGAAGAGAAAAGUAAAGAGCUCCAGCAGCUGGUUGCCCAACUCAAUCAGCCAGAUCCGGUUCAAAUCGUGAUAACAAACCAGCACCAAGAAUCCAGCGGUGCGAGCAAAGUACCCAUAAGUACAAUUCCUGAAGUGAGCUCACCCUCACCCUCGCAAUCCCAGAGCAACUCCACGUCACAAAAGGCAACGCAAGAGUACAACCCCAAGUUUCACGACGAAUGUCAAGCCCUCCGGUCAUACCGCCAGGACUCAGUGAUAUCGACUUCGGAGGAUACUGAUAAUCUGAUCCACCAUCACAAGUCCGACAGCAGGAAGCUUUCGAUGGCGUCGCUUCAGGGCAGUCUGCUUGUGGCGACCUCGAUCCUAGAGGGCGCAGUGAACGCAUGCGGAAACGUUGGCAACGUUGGUGUAGAAAGCGAAAUCGGAGAGGGUACUGCAAGUGUUCAAGUUCUGCAGACUCUUCGGCCGCUGUCGCUGAUUUCAGAGGUACAGCAAAUGAUGCAAGCCCAGCAAGUGUGCUAUCAGCCCUCAUUGACCGAUGAGGUCGACGACGGUAUCGACGAGGGACACCACAGUCCUGAUAACGUCAAGCACAGCUCGAGCUGUUUUGGCACCGGUAUGAUGUGCGCAUCACAGAUGAACCACAGGAAUCGCGGCUAUGGAGCUGAAGAUGUUGGCCCAACGAAGACCAUCAACAAUAUUAUCGACUACGGUCUCAACGGUAGGGUUCUUCUUCUCGUCUUCGGCCCCGGCGGGGAAUGCACAUGCGUUGGGAUGGACUCACGGGUUCGUCGGAGGACAAAAAGCCUCGGAGCUCUCCGCCAAGGGCAAGCAGAAGACUCGGCGCAACAUGAAGCCGGCCGAACAUCACAGGCCGACAGCGGUACCAACAGCGGGGUCACCCUGAGGGGUCUGACCGCCUCAUCGCAGUUCCUGCCUUACCUCUUCUCGAAUCAGAGCGCAGGCUCCGCUAGUGUCGCAACUGCCGGACUGACUCACCAAGAUCGUGCGGCACUCUUUGCAAGCUACCCCUCCGUGAAAUGUGAUAUAGUUGAAUAUUUAUGA
Messenger RNA from Galendromus occidentalis (western predatory mite), 3330 nucleotides. Its product is annotated as gamma-aminobutyric acid type B receptor subunit 2-like. Gene Ontology annotation, molecular function: G protein-coupled GABA receptor activity. The transcript has 19 exons. Lineage: Eukaryota; Metazoa; Arthropoda; Arachnida; Mesostigmata; Phytoseiidae. Gene Ontology annotation, biological process: gamma-aminobutyric acid signaling pathway; G protein-coupled receptor signaling pathway. The record is from RefSeq and is a predicted model, not a curated record. Bases 214 to 3330 code for a protein of 1038 amino acids. Gene Ontology annotation, cellular component: G protein-coupled receptor heterodimeric complex; membrane.